Maudiozyma barnettii is the source of this 2733-nucleotide messenger RNA. It is a transcript of the gene NET1, whose product is annotated as Net1p. The record is from RefSeq and is a predicted model, not a curated record. The transcript has a single exon. Gene Ontology annotation, molecular function: rDNA binding; phosphatase activator activity. Gene Ontology annotation, biological process: negative regulation of septation initiation signaling; rDNA heterochromatin formation. Gene Ontology annotation, cellular component: nucleolus. Bases 1 to 2733 code for a protein of 910 amino acids. Lineage: Eukaryota; Fungi; Ascomycota; Saccharomycetes; Saccharomycetales; Saccharomycetaceae.
AUGUACAAGCUACAGCUACAGUUAAUACCUCCUAGCGCAGUGACGACGCCUGCACAAAGUAAUGCUAGUCAGCAGUUCUUUAAUAACUCACUAAUGAGUGCUAACAUGUCGGGCAUUUCAUUAAAUAAUUUUCCAGCAAACUAUUUAUUUAGAAGAGAUAGUGGAAUGCAUUUUAACAGUGGAAGAAGAAACAUAGAUAGCUCAGCCAUACCGCGGAUAAAUUCCAACAUUAAAAGGGUUUUACAUUUCACAAAGAAGACGAUCAAUUUACAACGAUUAGGCGAUGAGAUAAUAGAAAAAAUCGGGAAAAUGUACCCUAAUUUAGAAUCUGAAAUAGAAAUUGAAACCUUACAGGAUCAAUGGGGUUGUGACUUGGAUCCAGACUUCAUCGUUGGCGAAGUUUUUACUACAGAAAGCGUUGUUCAGGUGCUGUUAAAGAAUGAUAUUGAUUGGAAUGAACAUGUCCCAGUUUCUGGCUAUGCUAAUAAACGGAUGAAGGUAAUGCCUAAUAAUACUAACAGGAUAAUACCUUCUAAUGCUGCACAAACUCAUUCAAACCCUCCUUUGAUUAAUAUUACCAAUGCUUCUAACGGCGACAACGAAACAAAUGGAAUUAUUUUACCAAAGAGAACAAUGUCACAACCAUCGAAGGGAACCUUCUAUAAGGGGAUCAGGAUAUCAACACCUCUAGUCCAUCAAAUCUAUAGACCGCAUGAAAUGCCUGACCAGGAUCACGCUGUUGAUCCAAGAAAUAAAUCAAUUCUUCCACCUCCUUCCCAACCACAAUCUCCUCCAAUACGUAUUAGCUCCGGUAUCGAAACUGGGAAAAGAAUUCGAAGUUUGAUGGAAGAUGAUACUGUAUCAAGGUCUGAGACUGUAGACCCCCAGAAGAGCAAGCAGCAAAUACUACAAUUCAAUUCCCCUCAUAUUCCUAUAACUACACCGAAUAGGACAGACAUGACGAUACGAAACGUAUAUUAUAAUACAGGAAAAGAUAUGUCAUCCUAUGAUCAGAACAAAAUAUCUGCUGUAAAACGUCAACAACCAUUACGGACACCGAAGGUCGGAUCAAUUAAAACUCAUCCAGACAACAAAGGGAAUGGCGAACCACAAUCUGGUUCUACCCCUCUUACCAACGGAAGUUCUUUUAAGACAAAAAUUUCUACAUCUGCAGUACGUUCCCUGUAUUCUCACCAAGUGUCAGUUAUAGCAGCAUCAACUAAGGAAAAUACUAAUAUAGAUGAUGUUAUCUCUACCCAAUUACCAGAAAUAUCCAAAAUAACCAGAAAUCAUGAAAAAAUCCCUAGAUCACCACCGAAAGCUCUAAAACGCCAGCAAAGUUCAAUUGCUGACAAUAACGGUUCACCUGUAAAGAAUAUCCCUAUUCUUGAGCAAGAUGACAAUCAAGUACAUCUAGCUGCACUUCCUGAUAGUGAGCAUGGUUCAUUGAAAUCCAGUUCUAUACCUGGUCGACAAACACAGCAAUUAACAGGUAAGGGAACAUUAGAGGAAACAACUAUAUCGGACGCUACCGCCAAAGCUCCUGUAAAAGCUAAAACCAUUGGAUACAAGAAAGGGGAGAAGGGUGUAUCAAUGGUACAGGACGAUUCCAAAAUAACGAAAACAAACAAUUCUGUUAAUAUGAGAAGCGCCGGAGAAUCUGUAGGAAAUUCAAGUUUCCAGAAGAAACAUCUAUUAGAAGCUAUGCAGUCUAAAAGUUCAAGAAUACCAGCAUUCUUGAGGGGUGAUGCUCAAAAUGCCCCUACAAAACGUUCCUUCAGGAAGAAACCAUACACUACAGUAUUACACAAAGAUAUAGAUAAUUCAAAACCUGAUCCAAGGAACAUUUUGCCAAAACAUAUGCCAAGAAAUGCUGCUAGGAAGGCGGCUCAAAAACUCUCUGGAAACCCUGACUCAGAUACCGAAAACAGUUCUGAGAGUGACACAGAUAACGAAAAUGAUGUAGUACCAUCAACUUUAAGCGAUGAAGAAGAUUAUAAAGAAGAUGGCAAUGAAUUGGACACAGAUACAGGAAUUGAAACUGACUACUUCUCUGAUAAUUCUACUACAUCUCCUGAAAAUCCUGUAGAAAUCGAGAAACAGCCAUUAACCUUAAACAUUGAUCCAAUCAAAGAGCGGAUGGUGACUGAACUAGAUACUCAAAUUUUACCGGAUCAGCAAAGUGCCACAGGUAAUGAACAUGAAACGCCUGUUACAAUUAAUGGCGAAUUAGCUGAAAAUAUGAAGGAUUGUGAGAAUGUUAUACCAGACAGCAAAGGAAGCUUAUUAUCUCAUCAUGAUAAUGGUACUUUCUCGACAAUCAGCGGCUCCGUAUCUAAUACUGACUAUCAAUCGGUUAAUGAAUACGGCCUGUCUAACGGGUCAUCGUUCAAGACUGUCCACGAAGAGUCAGAGAAGAUUGAAAUACCACAUACAACUAGUCAGCCGGGUAAAGAAAUUCCUGAUGCGGAUGAAAGAAGAUCACAUUUGGACUCACUGAAAAACAUAAAGUAUCAAACAGGAUUUUUACAGCAUCAGAAGCCCAAAACAAGACCCUCACUACACACCAUUAUGGACAUUAAAGAAAAGAACUUCCAAACAGUAACAGAUAAUAAGGCUCUUGAUAUUCCACUUGAGCAAGAAGGGAGCUUAGAUGAGGAAACAUCAAGGGAAACAAGUUCCGAGAAUGAUUCUGAUUACAACGACUCCAUGACCUUUCCAACGCCUGCUUAA